AUGCCGAAACCCGAGUCGAUUUUCCGGGACAUCAACAACCGCUUCACUGGAGUACAGGAGAAGUACAAGAGGCUAGAGAAUCUGUAUCACAAACGAAACGAGUACAACAUCAACGUCUCCAAAGAGAAGCUCGACAUAGACGAGGCACGUCCAUACAAGCCCAUCACCACCGAGUGGUUCAACGACUUCAAUUUCAUGAAGUACAAACUCGAGGCUGAGGACCCCGAGCUUAUCACCGGCCAGAACCUCGAGCUCUUGGGCAAGAACAUCUACCAAGCCGAGCAAAAGCUCAAGCGACUCGAGGCUGCAGUCAAGCUUCUCUUCAAAGACCAUCAACGUAAUGAGACGAUUCGAGAGCAUAUUGCGGUUAUUACGCGUUGGAACGAUGCGUGCGGCGCUGUCAGCCGUGGAGUGCCGAUUGGAGAGGCUUGUCGAGGCGAGUCGGAAACGUCGUGGUUGAGGAAGCGGGCUGCGCAUACGUCGGCAACGACCAAGGGGGAGCUACCAGACAGCAAGUCCUGCCCAACAGAGAAGAAGUCCGGCUCAAAAGCCCCAGACCCACCCGACGAUGACGAUGACGACGACGAAUGGUCGGAUUGCGAAGAAGACGAGAAAGACGAGGACAGGGAAGAUGAGGUGAAAGCCGCAUUUGCAGCACAAGCCGCAGACUGGAAGAAAGCAACUCAACACGGCGUAUGCUACGAGAUCCGCGUCAAGUUCGAGGUGCCCAUGUGGGACUGCGCACUCAUCCCUCCCUUCGUCUGGACCAUGAUCGGCUGGGGUCCAAUGCAGAAGCUUAUCGAGGUCAAGGAGAUCUAUACCAACUCUUUUACCAUUACCGCCAGUACUGCUAGCACCGCACUCCUCGACGACUACAUCGGCAGAUGGAAGGCGCUCGCUCCCCAUGAAGCCAACUACCCCUACCCUGUCCGUGGCAUGACAAAGGAAGUGAUCCGGCAGUUCGCACGCAUCACCCUCUCCCGAGCGACUCUAUCUCGUCUAUGGCCGGAUCAGAAGAUCAAGCUGAUGGUGAAGGCAUUCCUGGUGGGCGGUAAGGGGAUUGGCGCGACUUUCACCGAAGACCGAAGCAAGAUCGAGGUCAAGCUGGCUCGAAGCACGACGGAUGCACAGAUGAGCGCGUUCAAGAAGUAUCUCAAGCACAAGGAACUCCCGCGCUGGCAUUCGGACUGGAUCAAUAAGCGCACAGGCGAUGCAAACUCGGCUCAGCCAGAUGAGAGUAUUGGAGGUAGAGAGGAAGUGAAGCUGAUUAGGACGGCGAUUGAUGAGAUGGUGGAGAUGUGCGAGACGUGGAAGAAGGAGGUGCAUAGAUUUUGA
Messenger RNA from Fulvia fulva, 1335 nucleotides. RefSeq lists its product as uncharacterized. The coding region runs from base 1 to 1335 and encodes 444 amino acids. NCBI's taxonomy places the organism in Eukaryota, Fungi, Ascomycota, Dothideomycetes, Mycosphaerellales, Mycosphaerellaceae. The record is from RefSeq and is a predicted model, not a curated record. The transcript is spliced from 2 exons.